CUGAAAUCCUUCUGUCACCUGCAUUCCCUUUGUUGCAAUGAAUACCGAGCCGCUCCAUAUCCUAGCCGUCAAGAUGCGGAUGGCCCAGCUUCCGCUGGAGCCGAAGGACUUUAUGGUGAAGCACGACCUCGCCAAACGGUGCGUCAAAUUCGCCGACGAGGCUCUCCUCGCGUACAAGAAGCUCGGGGCUGCAAGAGAGAUAAUCAAAGUGCUUCAAGCAGCCUUUAAGGCAGCGCACGAGAAGGUCCUGGCUAAGGAGGAGGAAAUCGACGAGCUGCAGCUCAAGCUCGACAGCGCCGAGGGCAGCGAACGGAGCCUCCGAUCUGAAGUCGUCGACCUCCAGGCGAAAGUCACUGCUGCCGACCCAGAGGUCGGUUUGGAUAUCGCCAAUUCCAAUGACCUACAGAGCCGCCUGGACCGAGUCCUCGAGGACAAUGAACGCCUGGCCCUGGAUAAGACUAUGCUAGAGCAAGCCCUGGAGAGGUCCGAGGCUGCCACGAAUCACUACAAGGCCAUCGCACGGAGCCGCCAGCAUGAUCUCGACUCUAUCAGAGAGAUCAUAGGGGAUGCUCACCGCUUUCCUCUAGCCACACACUUUGAUAGUACUCCGGCUCCCCUCCGGCUGUUGGAUACGGAGCCUAAUUCUCGCCCACUUCCACGAGCGUCAAUAAAGCCAAUCGCAACACCGCUCCGGAACACUCUGGGGCCCGCAAGCGUUGACCCGUUCGAGACGAGACAAGGCGUACCACGCACCGCGCCCAGCAAUACCGCGCGCGUCAGAGGCGGCAUACGGAGCCCUGUCCUCUCUCCUAUCCGUCCUGAAGGUGUGCAAUUGCUCCCGCACCUCGUGACCCCAGCUCCCCUUCAGCUUGGGGAUACGGAGCCAAUGGCCCCCACGCCGAGCCGCGUGGCAACGGUGAGAAGGGGUAGCCGCCCGCCCAAAGGGACCCCGCGCAAGGGGGAAAUCCCCGCUGACGAUAUCGAGUGGAUUUUGCACGUCCCUAACCAAUACGGAGCCGAUUUCGUACCCUUCACCGACCUCCCGAUGGCCACCGAAGUGCCCCUGAGAAACCUUUUCGAGCAGGCGUUCCAAGUCAAGCCAAAUUCGAAGUAUACAGACAAACAGGCUAGGCAGCACAGUGCAUACGUUCACAUGGUCAGGAUCGCCAGCAGGAGCGAGCAGGCGAGGGGAGGGUGGUGUGUGAACGAAAAGGUCUUUCACGCAGGGCGCACACAGAGGGCACCGGACGGGCAUGCUUGCGCAAGGUGUGUAUCAGCUUUCCACCCUUGCGCUCGGGUGGUGGCCCACAACGACUGCUACGUGCUCUGCUUCUUUCCCCUGCCCGACCAGCAACGGGGCCGCGAAGUAGAUUGGCAGGAUAUGGGGUUCUGGAUUAUCCAGCCUUGA
Molecule: messenger RNA, 1408 nt
Organism: Trematosphaeria pertusa
Lineage: Eukaryota; Fungi; Ascomycota; Dothideomycetes; Pleosporales; Trematosphaeriaceae
Exons: 2
Coding region: 38-1408 (456 amino acids)
Source: RefSeq, a predicted model, not a curated record